Molecule: messenger RNA, 1170 nt
Organism: Musa acuminata AAA Group (dessert banana)
Lineage: Eukaryota; Viridiplantae; Streptophyta; Magnoliopsida; Zingiberales; Musaceae
Product: bidirectional sugar transporter SWEET14
Exons: 6
Coding region: 137-982 (281 amino acids)
Biological process (GO): carbohydrate transport
Cellular component (GO): membrane
Molecular function (GO): sugar transmembrane transporter activity
Source: RefSeq, a predicted model, not a curated record
GAGGCACACAAAGUAACUGAGGAGGUGGAGGAAGGUUGUCUUUCUUCUUUUCCUUCUCAAGGGGAGAGGGAAAGACCCUUGCUCUUGCUUCGUUCCUUGAUACAUCCUUCUUCUGCUCUGCUUGCCUCGAGGUUCCAUGGCUGGCCUAUCACUGCAACACCCUUUACCUUUCACCUUCGGCAUGCUAGGCAACCUCAUCUCCUUCAUGGUUUUUCUCGCCCCAAUCCCUACGUUCUAUCGAGUUUACCGGAAGAAAUCAACAGAAGGGUUCCACUCCCUGCCUUACGUUGUUGCUGUGUUCAGCUGCAUGCUGUGGAUCUACUACGCUUAUGUCAAGACCGAUUCCAUCCUCCUCAUCACCAUAAACUCCUUCGGAGUAUUCAUCGAGACAGCCUACAUCACCAUCUACCUCAUCUACGCCCCCAAGAAGACUAGGAUCAUGUCUAUGCGAAUAUUCGUGCUCUUGAAUGUGGUAGUGUUUGCCGCGAUCAUUCUCUUGACUCAGCUACUCUUCACUGGCUCCAUUCGCUUGAAGGUGCUUGGAUGGAUCUGCGUCGGCUUUUCCGUCAGUGUCUUUGCUGCUCCGCUGAGCGUCAUAAGGCUGGUUAUCCGUACAAAGAGCGUAGAGUUUCUGCCGUUCUACCUCUCCUUCUUCCUCACGCUGAGCGCGAUCGCGUGGUUCGGCUACGGCCUGUUCACCAAGGACAUCUAUGUUCAGCUCCCGAACGUGCUGGGCUUCCUAUUUGGAGUCGCACAAAUGGUGCUCUACAUAGUCUACAAGAAGAAGAAGAACGUCGUCGUGGAGCCGGCGGGGAUCGAACACAUCGUCAGGAUUGCGGAGCUGGCGAUAGCUCCAGCUUCGGAGUUGCAGGCCGGCGUCGAGGAGACCGAUCACCGGAAGAAGGCGAGUGAGGGCAGUACUGAAGGCGUAGAGAAGGCAAAGAUGACAGCCGAGGAAGGGGUUGAGAUUGACGCAGUAUGAAGCAUGGCCUCGAAUGAAGAUGUCGCAGCAUUACAUCACUUCCAUCAAAUUCCUCCACGUCAUAGGCUUUAGUCUUGUCCUGACUAUAAAAGAUUGAGUUUCCAUCCACUUGUAUCAUCAAAAGGAAGGCAAAAGGGUGCAGUGUGUCUACUUAUCGUUUUCGCAUUAGUAAACUACUUUGUGAGAAA